Porites evermanni is the source of this 335-nucleotide messenger RNA. Lineage: Eukaryota; Metazoa; Cnidaria; Anthozoa; Scleractinia; Poritidae. The record is from the annotation of a GenBank genome assembly.
AUGAGAAGCAGUGGACCACGAAAGCUACGGUCGUUAGUGAAGACCAAAGUCCCAGGUCAUACAUCAUAGGCACUUGUGGUCAAAGGUUUCGAAGGAAUCGUAGGCAUCUUGGAAAGGUCCCUACACCCACUCAUCAUGACACAUCAGGGGAAGCCUCCCAAAUUCCGGAUAUCAACGGUGAGCCUACUCCCAAGGUUGUCCAGGUGGAGGAUACCAACGUUCCUGAAAGCAGCAACACAAGUCCUUACACAAGAGAUAAGAACGCGAUUCCAGAACAGAGAACCUCAAGUGGUAGACUUGUUAGAAAACCUAUUCGUUAUAGAAAGGACAUUUAG